AUGUACAUAGAAUCUUAGAGAGCGAUUGAUAUUUUAUUGGAUAAUAUCCAAGUCAGCUUUAAUUAAGACUCUCAGUUUUAAUUCGAUAAAUAAGGGUAUUUUAUUUGUGCAAAUCAAUCAUCGACUCAAAGUGAGCAAAUAAUUGGAGGAAAUAUCACAGUUAGGAUCAAAAGUGUUAAAUCUUAUGAGAAAGGAUAGAUUGCUUAAGGUGCUAUUUUAUAAGUGCAGCAUUUGAUUUAAAAUCUCGAUAUCUAAUUUGAGGACUCAUUAAUAAAAAACUAUGAGUCGCCAGAAUAAGGAAUUAGCCUUAAUGGAACAGUCAUUUAUGCUAAUGCAGUUAAUUCUAUUCAAGUCAAGAUCCUCAAUUCUGAGUUUUCUAGUUUAAGCAACCAAUAAAGUUCCGGGGCUCUAAUGUACUUGAAAGCAAAAAAUAUUGAUGUUAUGAUAGUGGGUUCAAAAUUUGAGAACAUUGUUUCCAAGCACUCAGGAACUUUAUCUGUGUUAGUUGGAUUGGAGUAAAUUUAGGUAUUAAUAGACAACUCUACAUUUUAAUAAUUUGGAUUAGAGAGAACUAAUGAUGGAGGUGUAUUUUUAUUUGAAGGAAAAAGAGCAGUGCUCAAAAUUUAAAAUCAAACAUAUUUCAGAGAUAUUUUGUCAAUGAAUUAGGGAGGUAUAGCAUUCUAUGAAACAGAGUAUUGCAAUUUGACAAUUGAAAAUUCAGAAUUCUAAAAUAUCUAUUGGAUUUCUGAUGGUGGUGGUUUUGCUCAUAUGAAAGGACUUUACAAUUAAGUAGAUCUGUUUAAUGUGUAAAUAUACCAAAACUAUUAAGAAUCCUAGGUCAUAUAAAUUGGAUAGAUCUAUAUGGGUGGCCUUGAAGAAAAUAUUAUCAGCAUAAGACAAUCUAGUUUAAGGAAUUUAGUUCAUUUAUUUUAAGGUUCGUUUAUACAUCUUAACGGAAAGAAUCAGGUUGUUGAAUUCUAAAAUGCUUAAUUAGUAAAUACUUCUAUUAAUAAUGGCAUUUAAGCCCCUUAUGGUGGUGUCAUUUAUUCAUCAUCUGCUAUAAACUUCACCUUAGUGAGCUCAAAUAGCUCAUUUAUUUAGGUAAGCUCUAAAGAAUAGGGUUCAUUUUUAUACAUCGAUCCAUUAUCGAAUCCAAAUAUUACAAUUAGCUUGAUUGGCAACAAUUAUCAAAUUGGAUAAUUAGAAGAAGGGUAUGAAAUGUAUUAUUAAUAAUUGAGAAAUAUUAACGAUCUGAUUGUGAAGGGACCAUUGGUAGGAAGUCUAUUCUACAUUUAAAAUGGCUAAGGAAAUAUAUAUACUGAGGAAAAUAAUUUUAAAUCAAUUACAGCAACAAAGCUUUCCUCUGUUUUUUAUCUUCCUAAAAAUUUCACAAUUUAUGAUAAGAAAUCCUUCUACUACUAAUGCGAGGGCUAAUAUGGACUAAUUUUCUGCGACAACUGCACAAUUGUAUUAGAUGAGAUCACAGUAAUUAACUGGCAAGCUUAGUUCGGAGGACUUGUUUAUAUGAUUGAUCAAGCUAAUGUUUUAAUAAAAGAUUCUACACUCAAAUAUGGCUAGGCAUAAAAUUAAGGAGGAGGUAUAUUUGCAAAAGGCACUGGGAUCUCAAUCAUAAACAUUGUUAAUUCAAAUAUAUUCUUUGUCAGAUCAAAUGAAGUUGGAGGGUUGAUAUAUGCUGAUAAUCCUGACCUCUAAAUAAUAAUAGAUUAUACAACUUUUGAAUUAAUCUUUACUGAAACUGAAGGUGGUUUAAUCUAUGCUAAAUAAGCUCGAGAUAUCAAAUUAUCAAAUUCUUUUGGUUUCCAUUUGUAUUUUGACAAUACAUCAGGCAGCAUAUAUUUUAGCGAGAUGGCUGGACUCUCUCUACAUCUUGAUAAUAACUAUUUUGAAGGAAGAAAAUAACUAGAUUAUGAUGAAAUCCUAUAUGAAUUUGGAUAAUCCGCAGGUUUCAUCACAAAUAGGUAUUCUGUAUUUUGCUUAACAGAUGCUAAAAAUAUAAACUCCUUCAAUAAUACAUUUAAAAACUUUCAUGUAGCUAUUAAUGGUACUAUAUUUUAUAUUAAAAAUGCUGAAGAAUUUAGAGAUGAGAUGUCUACCUAUAAUGUUUUAGCUGCUUACACUGGAGGAGUUUUUAAAAUGUUCAACGUUAGCUAAAUCUUAGUCAUAGACUCAACUUUUGAUAACAUUACUGCUGAUAUUGGUGGAAUUUUCUUUCUGAAAAAUCUUUUUAACACCAGCAUACUCAAUUGCUCAAUAUAAAAUGUAAAAGUAAAUUAAAAUGGAGGACUCAUCUUUAUAACUAAUGAAGAUAAUUUGUACAAAAAAUCUUACCUUAAUAUCUAAGGAUAUAAUAUACAGGAUCUUAUGAACUUCAAAUCAAAUGGAAAUGGAGCCUUGGCUUAUAUCAAUGAUUCAACUUUAGAGUUUAGCAUUGUUAAUUAUAAAGUCUCUAAUUUCAAUGCAAGAUUAAAUGGAGGCUUAAUCUAUGUAGAAAAAGCUGAUACCAUCUUUAUUGAUAAUCUUGAUGUAAAAGAUAUCUAAGCGUUAAUCAAGGGCUCUAUUAUAUUUUCAAUCUAUAAUAAAGUUAAGAUUAAAAUACAGAAUAGUAAUUUUAUUCAAGAUAUCGAUGAGACAUAUAAUAAGACUCAGAUUAAAUUAGACUUGUAAAAUAGCCUUUUUGAUUUAUCAACUGGCACUGGAGGAGCAUUCUAUUUUUUGAAUACAGAGAGUUUGAUUGAGAUAAGUAAUAUUACAGUUAAGAAUUUUCACAAUGCAUAUUAAGGAGGAGUAUUUUACCUUGAAAACACUCUAUUGAAGGACACCGGUUCUCACUAUUAUUAAAAUUUCGCUUAUGAAGGAGGAUUUGCUUAUUGUAAAAACUGCUAAAUGCAAAUAUUUACUUCCAAAUUUGAUAAUUAAUCAGGAAUCUAGGGAGGUGUGAUUUACUCCAACACAUAAACAAAGAUUGAAAUAUUUGAGUCCAGCUUUAUCAAUACUUAUGUUGUCACUUCUGGCGGUUUUCUCUAUAGUACCACUGACUAAAAUUAAGAUUAAGUAGAUAUUUAAAAUAAACAGUCUUUUGUAAAAUUUUAUGAUGCAAUUCUGAUAUCAAACUUUUAAAGUGAUUUAAAUUCAGCAGGAUUUCAUUUAAAUAACCCUUAAUUUGAUAUCAUAAUGAAUAACUCAAUGAUGACUCUAGAAAAAAUCUAAUCUUAAUAAUAUGGAAAUGUUUUUUACAUUGAAAGUGCAAGGAGAAUAGAGAUUGAUGGAAUUAUAGCAAGAGAUAUUAAAUCCUCAUUUGCUCAAGGAUCUUUUUUAUAUUCAAACUAAUUUAAUGUUGAAAUUAUUAUUAAGAACUCUGAAAUAAAUUGCCAAAAUAGUAUUGAAGAAGAAUAUAAUCAGAUAGGCUAAUAAGGAUCAGCUAUUUAUCUUAAAGAGUAUGAUUCAUCAUUGCAAAUAACAUUCGGAAAAUAUUUAAUGUUCGAAACACAAUAGCAGCUAUAAUCUUAAUUUCAAUUUGAAAAUAAAUGUGGAGGAACAAUUACAUUUGAUGAGGAUGAAAAUAUAAAAGGCGAACUCAAUUUUCUAAUUAGUGAAGUGGAAGCUUCGAAUCUAACUUCUGAAACAUAUGGGGCAUUUUUAUGCAGCUAAUAAGAAUCACUUUCACUUGAAAUCUAAAAUGUAAACGUAACAAUGUCAAAAUCUAAAAAUGAGGGAGGAAUUUUUCAUUUAAUGAAAAUUAACUCGUUGAAAAUUUAGAAUUCGUUUUUCGAAAAUUUUUAAGCAACAAACAAAGGUUCGCUUAUUUCAACCGAUUAGUAUGUCAAUUUUUUCAAACUAAAUAUCUAGAAUAAUACAUUCAUCUAAGAUAAUAUUGAAACAAGCAAAGGAGAUUGGCUAAAUAUGAUACCCACUGCUGGGAUGAUGUACUUGCAAUAUACAUAUGAGUUAAUCAGCAUCAACAAUAGUUUCAGUAGUUUAUUACUUUCUUAUGAGUGUGGUGUUUAUAGUUUAAAAAAUGGAAACUUAUAUGACGAGAACUCUACCUAUAAAGACAUAGGAACAUAAAACCAAGGUGGAAUAAUGUGUCUUACUUUUAGCGAUGCCACAUUAAAGAAUGUUUUUGACUCUGUAUUUUCUAAUGUAUAAUCAGGUCACGCUGGUGGUAUUGCUAGAUAUAAGUUAUCACAGAUGGGAUAAAUGAAAUUCAAAUCUUGUAAAUUCCAAGUGUUUAUUGGGCGUUUAACUGGAAUAUUUGAUAUAGAAUCAAGUGAAGGUUCUAUUUUACUGUCUUCAGAUUUUAAGAAUUAUGGAUAGACUUUUAUUCAAGAUUUCUAUGCAUAUAAUUCUAAUGAUGCAUCCUCUUCUCUUUUUUACUCUAACUCCGAGUCUUUUUAUUUAGAAAUGACAGACCUGCUUAUAGAUUGCGAGUUAAAGUCACAAAUCAUGUGGAGAGAUGAAACAUUAAUAUUAGCUCCUGCUAUUAAAAUUAAGUAGUCUAAAAAAGGCAUAAUUUCAAAAAGAAAUACAUUUAAAAACUGCCAAAAUUCAAAAGAAGGCUCCAUUUUUUCAAUAUAAUCAUCGACUCUGAUAGACGAAGGUUCGGAGUAUUAUAAUAAUUCAGCAGAAUAAGGAGGUAUCUUGAGUUGUACUACAUGCACAGUUAAAAUUAAUGGUUCAAAUUUCCAUCAUAAUUAAGCUUAGUAAGGAGGCAUAUUUAUAGUUUAUGAAAGCUACGAUAUAGUCUUAGACAAUGUUUAGAUUUGGGAGAAUAAGGCAAUUAAAAAAGGCGGUGUCUUUUUUGUCAACUAGAUUCUGGAAAUAUCAACUUGGAAAAAUGAUAUAGUUAUCAAGAAUUGCUAUGAUAUUAGAAAUAUAUUUGCUUCAGAAGGAGGAUUCUUAUACUCAUAAAGCUUCGAUCUCAACCUAACAAUCACAAAUUCUACUUUUUAUGACAUUUAAGCAGCUUUAGAUGGAGGUCUUCUAUCAUUAAAUAAGGGCUCUAAUUUUUACUUAAGGAAUUUGAGAAUAACAAAAGUAACUGCAAGAGACUUUUAAAUUCUAACAUCUAUAGCUCAACUUAGAAAUUUCACGAUUGAAAAUUGUUAGAUAAUAUGUGAUCCUAGUUACGAAGGUGAUCCUAGCACAGAAUUAAAUACGAAAAUUACCUAUUUUUCAGAUUAUGAGUCUAAGUAUAUUAUGAAUUCAGCUAUUUUCGGUGGAGUCUUCCAUAUAUCUUAGUCAGGUGUCUUUCUUAAUGAAACACAGUUUUAAGAUAAUAAAGCGAAUAGAGGUGGUUGUAUUGAUAUUGGAUAUGAUUCUUAUCUUUCUAUGAAUAAGGUUUCUUUCUAAAAUUUGAAAAAAGCCAAAUGA
Stylonychia lemnae is the source of this 5391-nucleotide messenger RNA. NCBI's taxonomy places the organism in Eukaryota, Ciliophora, Spirotrichea, Sporadotrichida, Oxytrichidae. The record is from the annotation of a GenBank genome assembly.